This is a messenger RNA of Closterium sp. Yama58-4, 1416 nucleotides long. Lineage: Eukaryota; Viridiplantae; Streptophyta; Zygnematophyceae; Desmidiales; Closteriaceae. The record is from the annotation of a GenBank genome assembly.
AUGCCAGAUUCCACUCUCCCCAUUCCCCCUCCUCUUCAUGCCCCUCCCCCAUCCAGACCUUUUUUGCGAAGCACAACGCAUCUCGAUCCCGCAGCUUUGGGAACGAAUUUGGUGUCUUAUGCUGCUUCGGGAAUGAACGAGCUAGAGGCUGCUGGGAGGGAGAAGCAAGGGGAGGGUGGUAAUCUGGGAAGAAGCCCUUGGGAAAGGAACGAGUUUAAGCCUGCUGCACAGCAGGCUUGGAUCCAGGGAAAGGCCGCUGGUUUGGAAGCGAAUGAGCUAGCUCUUGCUGUGAGGGAGAAGCAUAGGGAAUUGCCAGGCGAGCAGUCGUACAAGGCCCUGCUGAGUGCUUACCAACGGGCUGGGCAGGCGGAUAGGGCUGAGGAGCUGCUAUUGGCUAUGGAGAAGCGAGGCAUCCCUCUAACAGCCGACCUGUACCACAUGGUCAUGGACGCACAUGGCAGGGCGGGCAACACAGCGGCUGCAGAAGCCAUUCUGGAGCGACAGCUCAACCACACCGCACAGCCUUCUGCAGUACCAUCCGCCGAACCUUCUUCCGCCGAACCUUUCGCCGAACCAUCUGCUGAAGCAUCUGCCAAACCAUCUGUUGAACCAUCUGCCGAACCGUCUUUAUCGGAGUCAGCCCCAGCAGCAAUGAGCUUGAGAUUAGGCGACGAUGCCACCUCAGCAUUGGACGCCAUGUCAAUCACAAGUGCCACGUCAGCCACAAGUGCCACGUCAGCGUCAUCAACAGCCGCCCCACCGUUCGCACUGCCCAGGCCAGACAUCGUCCAGCUCACCUCCCUCGUGCACGCGUACUUGCGGGAGGGAAACUUUCAGGAAGCAGCAAUGCGUGUGCGGCAGAUGAGAGAGCUUGGGCUGGUACCAACCUACAAGACAUGGGCCACGGUGGUGAGCGGUGCUGCGCGGUGCAGAGAACUAUCAGACUGCUGCUCUUUGCUGGAAGCACUCUCCUUUGUGGGGUUCGACGUUCCUGAGAGCUGGCUGUGGGCCAUGGGGGCUCCUUUCCGAGCUGACGAGGAGAGGGAGGGCGUGCUGACAGCAAGAGGGUACUCCGUGGAGAGAUGGGUCAAGGAUGCUCCGAGCUGUCAAGAUAUGUCAUUGGAAGACUCGCCAUAUCCUACAUCAAUUAACACCAUGUGCAUAUAUGAAAAUGCUCUUAUGCGCACCGAUGUUGCGAUGCUGUUACGAGAGCUAGACGAGCACGGGUUUUUGGAUGGGAAGAAGGGACCUCCAAGGGUGAUGUCGCGGUUGUUGCGGAUUAAGGAGGAAAAGAAGGACCAGUGGAUAAAGAUGCAAGCGGUGCUUACGGAGACUAGGGCGCAACGGGCUGUCAAGGCUAGGAAGAAACGUGAUAGGAAUAGGGAGCUUCGGAAGGCACGGAAAACAAAAAGGUGA